ACUCAGCCAUGGAGAUACUUGUGCUUCUGCUCCUCACACUGCUGUCCUGUGCCAGAAGCACCCAGCAAUACCAGACAGCUGACGAGGUGCCAGAAAACUUCAUGGAGGUGCCAUCAAGUUUCCUAGAGUCACAGAUGGAUGAAAGUGUCUCUUCACAGCCUCUAUCUGAUGAGAAAGCCGCAGUAAAUUCUUUGCUAAAGUCCAUACUACAUAGCAGGAAUGUCCGCAGCUCCUUCCAUAAUUUCCAGCCACAGAGGUUUGGCAGAGAUGAGCGCAGUUCCAUGUUAGGUGACAGCAGGAUCCACUCUCGGGGAUGGGACUCAGUACCACAGUUCUGGAGCAUGGCUGUUCCCCAACGCUUUGGGAGGAAAAAAUAAAAACACAAUUCAAUGUACAAUCACAUAGACCUGCUAAUAAAUAUCAUCCUCACUGCUAUGAAAAAACUAUUAUUUAUUGAUUAUAGGGAAGAAUAUAUAUAUGAAGUACCAAUACAUAUACAUGUAAAAUGUGGGUUUUUUUUUAUGAAAAAGUGCUGAAGAACAGUAACACACAGCAGUCAGUCAGUCAAUCAAUCAAUCAAUCAAUCAGCAAGCAGCUUUCAUCAGUCUAUUGCCAUGUAGUCAAUCAGUGCCAAUGUGUGAUUGGUCAGCAUCUUUGAAUGGUCAAAUGCUUUGUAAAUAUACAGUACUUUUUCUGGCUGUUAGAUAAAACACUACUUUUAUUACAUUUCAUUUCAUUACAUUACUUUCACCAAGGAGAUGUAAUACCCACCCCUUGUAUAUAAUCGCUUUUCUCAUGUUUUGUGCAAUGUUAUUCUUCAUUCCUGAAUAGUAAAUAUUAAUCAAAUAAAGAAGACUUACCAUAUUAGUUUCAAAUCAUAUUGGUUGUUGGUUCUGUCAGCAAAUGAUGCUGAGACACUUCAUGCUUUACCUCACAAUUGUGCCACAGAAUGGUGGCCCCUAUACCCAGUCUGACCACACAUGUAUGCCCCAUACCACAGUAUUGGUGCGGCCAGAAAAUGUCUGCACACAGAGAGACAGUGGUCAUCCGAUUAUGUUUUUUCUUCC
Messenger RNA from Pseudophryne corroboree (corroboree frog), 1067 nucleotides. RefSeq names its product neuropeptide FF-amide peptide precursor (gene NPFF). Bases 9 to 377 code for a protein of 122 amino acids. The transcript has 3 exons. Gene Ontology annotation, molecular function: neuropeptide hormone activity. Lineage: Eukaryota; Metazoa; Chordata; Amphibia; Anura; Myobatrachidae. The record is from RefSeq and is a predicted model, not a curated record.